Messenger RNA from Penicillium chermesinum, 1377 nucleotides. RefSeq lists its product as uncharacterized. The coding region runs from base 1 to 1377 and encodes 458 amino acids. Gene Ontology annotation, molecular function: zinc ion binding. The record is from RefSeq and is a predicted model, not a curated record. The transcript is spliced from 3 exons. Gene Ontology annotation, cellular component: nucleus. Lineage: Eukaryota; Fungi; Ascomycota; Eurotiomycetes; Eurotiales; Aspergillaceae.
AUGUCCUACGCCAUCGAGUCAAAGAAGAGGAAAUUUCAUCGAGUGCUUGAAUCGAUCUCAAAACCUCUUAAUCCUACCCUCGAUAAUACAUCCAAGCCAUCGAAGAGAACGGCGAUUGCGACGACCAUCCAUGAUACUCAAGCUCCUCUGAACCCUUCCAUCAAGAAAGUUCGCAUCAAUGGCCAAGAAGAUUCUGAUGCAACUUUGGUGCGCAACUCAGCUCUGAAGCAAUCCGGGUCUCUACAUCGUACAACCUCCACAUCAUCUUCCAAGCGCCCAACCUUUGUCCCUUGGAGCCGCGAAGCAUUCCUCGAACGGCUCGAGACUUUCCGCCGGGUCGAUCGGUGGACUCCAAAACCGUCGCCAAUCAACGAAGUACAAUGGGCAAAACAUGGUUGGAUUUGUACUGAUGUUAUGCGCGUGAGCUGUGUGAGCGGUUGUGGUGGCUCAGUCGUCGUUAAACUACCGGAUGAAAUCGACGAGCUUGAUGGAUACGAUGCGGAGAAGGUCCAAGAGCGCAAGGAAGUUCGCGCCAAGCUAGUUGAAGAGUACAUGAAGCGAUUAUAUACGGAACAUCAGGACAAUUGCCCAUGGCGGAAUAAAGCUUGCGACGCCACUAUCCAACAUUUGUCUUUGGCAAAUCCCGAAAACGCGAUCGCUGGUUUACGUGAUCGAUAUGUGAACCUCCUAGAGCUGGGCGAUAAGCUUCCAGCGGAUGGAGCCAUACGAACUCCAGAGGGGCUUGAUAUUGAUGAAUAUGCGAAGAUCUUGCCCGAAACCUGGCUAAAGGCACCUGGCGAAGUUUCCAAUGAUUCAAAUUUACAAGAUACCGCUAUCCAUAAUGACAAUCAGGAUUCCGAACAGCCACGAGCCGAUUCCUCAACAAAUAUCAACCCGGUGGCCCUGGCUUUGGCUAUUUUUGGCUGGACGGUGGCCGACACAGGAGCUGGUCUUGUUGGUUGUAAAGCAUGCUUUCGUCGUCUGGGCUUGUGGAUGUAUAAGCCGAAGGAGAAUGGGGAUGUCACGGUUUACUCGACCCUGGAUGUGGUCACUGAGCACAUGGAGUACUGUCCGUGGAUUGAUAGGGUAGCGCAGAGUGGGACUGGAAAAGCCCAUGAAAAAGAGAAGGACUUGUUGGCUGGAUGGGAGGUCGUUCUCCAAGCCGUCAAAGUAAAACAUCGACGACGUUUACGGUCCACAACAUCCACGGACACCCUCCAUAGCCGCCUUGGAACUCCACUUGAAGAUACACUUCCUGACGCACCUGAUGAUGAGAGCAAGAAAACCGCUGACCGUGAAUGGUGGGCCAAAAUUCGGCGGAUGCGACAAGUGCUGAGUUCUAAAUCUCCUCGACGCAAGUCAGUGCUCCCUCAGUGA